AUGGGCGAAUAUGAGCCCAAAAUUGAGGUGCAUUUCCCAACAUCUGUUCUGGCUGCCAAAGGACUCACUGUCAGACUGGAGUGCUUCGCUCUGGGAAAUCCUGUGCCAACAAUCACAUGGAGGAAGAUUAAUGGCAACAUCCCAAAAAAAGCCAGACUCCGGAAGUCCCAGGCUGUGCUGGAGAUUCCCAACAUUCAACUGGAGGACUCGGGAACCUACGAAUGUAAAGCUGAGAAUCCAAGAGGAGGCACUGCAUUCAAAGGACAUCUACAGGUCUACACCCUCCCUCAGUGGGUCAGAAUGAUUAAUGAUACCCAGAUGGAUAGUGGAGAGAAGCUCCAAUGGGAGUGCAAGGCCAUGGGGAGGCCCCGGCCCACAUAUCACUGGCUGCGGAAUGGUUUGCCCUUGACAUCCCAGGGUCGUAUGGAAAUAGUGAAUGGCGAACUGACCAUUCACAGAGUGCAGCAGACGGACUCGGGAAUGUACCAGUGUGUUGCGGGAAAUAAAUACGGGUCCAUCAACUCUAAUGCUGAACUCAAGAUUUUAGCAUCGGCUCCUGUCUUUGUCCAUAAUCCUGUGCGGGUCAUUGCUACACUUGGAAAAGAUAUAUUGCUAGAAUGUAAACCCAAAGCCUCGCCCAAACCACGGAUAACAUGGAAGAGAGGAGACCGGAGGAUACAGCAAAGCAGAAGGAUUAUGUUGCUACGGAACAAUACUCUGAGAAUUGUUAACUCCAGCCGAGCAGAUGAGGGGAACUAUGUGUGCCGGGCCGAGAAUGAGCUGGGCUCGGCGGAGAUGACUGCCGUAUUGUGGGUAAAAGAGGCCAUGCGUGUGGAGCUUAGCCCGAUUCGAGUGGAAGUGACUGUGGGGGAGAGCGUGGUGCUGAGCUGCAAGGCCGCCCAUGACACCUCGCUGGAUGUGGCUUUCCAGUGGUUCUUCAACCAGAGGCCCAUCAACUUUCAACAGGACGGUAACCACUUCGAAUACAUCCAAACACAGUCGUCCACAGUGGACCUGAUGAUCAGGAGCAUUUUGUUGAAGCAUGCUGGGAAGUAUGGGUGUCGGGCCCAGACCAGCGCCGACACUGUGUUUACAGAGUCUGAACUCCUUGUGCGAGGCCCUCCCGGCCCCCCUGGAGUGGUGAUAGUGGAGGAGAUCACCGACACCACGGCCACCCUGUCCUGGACUCGUGGCCUGGACAACCACAGCCCUAUCAGCACCUAUAAUAUACAGGCCCGCAGCCCAUUUUCAUUAGGCUGGCAAACUGUCCAAACAGACCCAGACCCAGUGACAGGAGACAUGGAGUCAGCCAUGGCAGUGGAGCUCAACCCAUGGGUGGAGUAUGAGUUCAGGGUGGUGGCCAGCAAUGCCAUUGGGACCGGAGAUCCCAGUGCACCUUCGAGAGGAGUUAGGUCUAAGGAAGCAGUCCCGAAAGUGGCACCAUCGAACGUCAGCGGAGGGAACGGCCGCAGGCACGAACUGGUCAUCUCGUGGGAG
Messenger RNA from Notothenia coriiceps (black rockcod), 1497 nucleotides. RefSeq names its product contactin-5. Gene Ontology annotation, molecular function: cell-cell adhesion mediator activity. The record is from RefSeq and is a predicted model, not a curated record. The annotation marks the transcript as partial. The transcript has 11 exons. NCBI's taxonomy places the organism in Eukaryota, Metazoa, Chordata, Actinopteri, Perciformes, Nototheniidae. Gene Ontology annotation, biological process: brain development; cell-cell adhesion; axon guidance. Gene Ontology annotation, cellular component: plasma membrane; axon.